Molecule: messenger RNA, 1041 nt
Organism: Fonsecaea monophora
Lineage: Eukaryota; Fungi; Ascomycota; Eurotiomycetes; Chaetothyriales; Herpotrichiellaceae
Product: c2h2 finger domain containing protein
Exons: 3
Coding region: 1-1041 (346 amino acids)
Molecular function (GO): aldehyde dehydrogenase (NAD+) activity
Source: RefSeq, a predicted model, not a curated record
AUGUAUUCGGCUUCCGCAGUCGAAAAGCUCGACGGUCUUCUGGCGCUUUGGCUGACCAUCUCAUCACGCCUCCUGCUGAUAGUUCAACACCCCAGCCAGUGGUGGGCCUCGAUAGAUUAUGAGCUCGUAAUUCUGCAUGUGCAACUCCAUGUGGUGUGCCAUGAUGAGCCCACUAGCGCCAGCCGCGACCAUGACGACUCGGAGGUGUCGAGGCUGGCCCAGACGUUCCUCUGUGACUCGGUAGCCCGCGUCGGUCUCUUCAUGGAAGCCCGACUGGUGCCGGUGGUCAUUUUGUAUCUAUUGAGCCCAUCCGUGUUGGCCAGCCCAGUCACUGUCGACAAAUGCUUCAAUGGCUUCUGUACGGUGUUGCCUGUGCUCGCUGAGCCUCGAUCGAUCCUCGUACAAUGUAUGGGUGUGUUUGUGUGUGGGUAUGCGUAUGUGGAGGAGCGGACGGCCAAGAACGUCGUCGGCGACCCAUUCAAGGCCGACACCUUCCAGGGGCCUCAGUCCAGUAAAGAGGCUGAUUCCAAGAUUGAGACUGGUGGUGAGCGCCAUGGUGAGGAGGGCUACUUCAUCCAGCCCACCGUCUUCUCCAAUGUCAGCGAGGACAUGAAGAUCAUGCAAGAAGAGGUCUUUGGUCCUGUCUGCGCCAUCAGCAAGUUCAAGACUGAGGAAGAGGUGUUCCGACUCGGUAACGAGACCACCUGCGGCCUCGCCGCUGCCGUACACACCACUAACCUCAACACUACCAUCCGCGUUGCCAACGCCCUCAAGGCCAGCACCGCCUGGGUCAACAACUACAGCAUGCUCAGCAACCAGGUCCCCUUUGAUGGCUUCAAGGAGCCUAGUAUUGGCCAUGAUGUGUUAGUGUAUGCGUGUGUGGCCCAGGGUAUCUGGUUUCGACUCCUCUGGUUGCUGGAUAGACGACCGUUGGCGGCCAACGUAUUACUGCUGCUGAUCAAGUAUCAGCCGUCGAGGAUGUUGGAACGGUGUCGGAGCGUACGCUUGGCGACAGGAUCUGGAGACUAUUACCCAGAAUGA